AUGGCGCCUCUGACUCCCUCCGUGCUUCCCUACCCCUCACUUCUCUUCCCAUGGCUCUCCGAUAGUAGCUACCCCGCAACGAUAACCACUACCGUCAGCGGUUUGUCAGCAGCAGCGUCAUUGUCGCCUCCCGAUUCCCUCGAUGGCACCGGCGGUUUCUCCUCCUUGCUUUCCCUCCAUCCAUCCACCACUAAUGUUACCUCCUUCCUCACCGCCGCGUCUUCCGCCGCGACUUCCGGCGCCAAUCUCUCCGAAACCGACACCGCGAUGGCCGCAACUGGCGCCGCCUCGCGCGGCAAUGUCGCCGAGCUUUUCUCAUCCGUCGCAUUCUCUCCCUUUCCCACCGUCUCCUCCGCAAUUCUCGGCCCGUCCGCGCCGCCGCCGCAGCCGGCGCCGCCUCCGCAGUUCGUAGAUUCGUUCUGCAAGCCGCAGUUUAACGGAUCAUGGGAGUCAAUCACGAACGAGCUAGGCGCUUUCACGCCCUGCUUCAUCGACAUUGUCGUACUCGGUACAGCGUACCUCGCUAUGAUUCUUCUAGCCGUGCUGCGGCUGUACGUUCUCUACACCACCCCGCGCGCGCAGCAGCGGGCGGUUGCGCCCGGGUGGCGCGGGGAGCGGGGGAUCGUGGCGGCUGCUGCGCUGGCGCUGACGUGUGCAGUGGUUCCGCUGAUGCAGCUGAGCGCUCGCGUGUCACUGAGCUCCUUCUCUACAGAUGCGGAUCUACCGCCUUAUGAGGUCUGCUCCUUGAUCCUGGCGUUCCUCGCCUGGGCGCUCACAGCAACGGCUCUCUUCUGGGAGCGAAGGCGCAUGGCGGUGAAGGGCGCAUGGCUGCUGCGAUUCGCAGUGCUCUACGUGAUGGUGGGGCAGCUGGCGAAGUUGAGAUUCGUGCUCAUUCUGCAGCAGGACUUCCAGGCUUUCUUUGUGGAGCUCUUCUUUGGCUACACAUCAGCUCACGUCCUCCUGGGUCUGCUAGCGCUCUUCUUCUUCCCCAACCUGCUCCCGCUUGAGCGUGCCUCGUCGGGAUUCUCCUCCUCCGCCCUCGCAGCUGCAGAGGCAGCAGCGCCACUCCUGCCACCUGCAGCAGCAGCAGGAGAAGCAGCAGGGGCAGCAGGGAGUGGUGGUGGUGCGGGGUAUGUGCCUUUGGCUGCAGGGCCUGUGGGUGGGGCGGAAGGAGAAGCAGCGGAGGAGGGAGGAGACAACCAGGGGCAGGUGUGCCCUGAAGACCACACCCAGGGGCAGGUGUGCCCUGAAGACCACACCAGCUUCAUCAACCGUCUGACGUUUGGGUGGAUGACGCCUCUCAUGGCUACGGGGUACCGGCGCCCGAUAGAGGACAGCGAUGUGUGGCGGCUGAACGAUGGCGACCGCACUGCCACGGUGUAUGGCAGGUUUGAGCGCGAGUGGAGGGAAGAAAAGGCGCGGCCUAAGCCGUGGCUGCUGCGCGCCCUGCACUCCUGCUUUGGCCGCAGGUUCUGGUGGGGUGGGUUCUGCAAGAUUGGCAACGACGCCUCUCAGUUUGUGGGACCGCUGAUGCUCAGCCGCCUGCUGUCAGCCAUGCAAUCAGACGAGCCUGCAUGGCACGGCUACAUCUAUGCCACCAUCAUAUUUCUUGGACUGGUGGGAGGGGUCAUCUGUGAGGCGCAGUAUUUCCAGAGUGUGAUGCGCGUGGGCUUCCAGCUGCGGCAAGCCAUGGUGGCAGCAGUGUUCAGCAAGUCACUGCGGCUGAGUCACAGUGGGCGGCAGGGCUUCAGCACGGGGCGCAUCACCAACAUGAUGACCAACGACGCCGAGUCGCUGCAGAUGGUGUGUCAGCAGCUGCACGGUCUCUGGUCCGCUCCUCUCCGCAUCCUCGUGUGUGUCUUCCUGCUUUACCAGCAGCUAGGGGUGGCAUCACUCCUCGGGCUGCUCAUGCUGCUCCUCAUGAUCCCCGCGCAGGCGGUGAUAGUGAACCGGGUACAGAAGCUGGUGAAGGCAUCACUGCAGCGCAGCGACAAGCGAGUGGCGCUCAUGAGCGAGGUGCUGGCAGCCAUGGACGUCGUCAAGUCGUACACGUGGGAGGAGAGCUUUCAGAGCAAGGUGGCACGCGUUCGAGCGGACGAGAUGGGGCAGAUCUCCAAGGCGCAAUACAUCAUGGCGAUCAACUUCCUGCUGAUGAGUGUGGUGCCGGUGCUAGUGACGGUGGUGUCGUUCGGCUGCUACUCGCUGUUAGGCCACCAGCUCACAGCCGCCAAGGCCUUCACCUCCAUCUCCCUCUUCGCUGUGUUGCGCUUCCCCCUCUACAUGUUCCCCAACCUCAUCACCCAGGUGGUGAACGUGAACGUGUCUCUCACGCGCCUGCAGGAGAUGCUACUGGCAGACGAAACGGACAUUGACGCCCCUGCGCCGCCCAUCGACCCCACCAAGCCGGCAGUCGAGGUCUCCCAUGCCUCCUUCGCCUGGAGCGCUGCUCCCUCUGCUGCUCCUACUGCUGCUGCUAAUGGAACUGCUUCUAACGGUGCUGCUGGGGGGGGCUCAGGAGCAGAAAAGGGAGGUGGAGGAGGGGGAGACGGCAAGGAGAAGGGUGGAGUGGGAGGGGAGGGGAAGGAGAAGGACGUGGGGGGCACACUAACAGAUGUGACUCUAUCGGUGGAGCCUGGGAAGCUGGUGGCUGUUGUGGGCGCCACAGGGCAAGGCAAGUCGUCGCUGGUCAGUGCGCUGCUGGGCGAGAUGCCCAUGGUGGCAGGGGACUCUCCUCCUAUCAUCAGAGGCCGCGUGGCCUAUGUCUCACAGGUCUCCUGGAUCUUCAACGCCACAGUGCGCGAGAACAUUCUUUUCGGGCUGCCCUACGAGCGGCAGCGGUACGAGCGGGCAGUGAGAGUGAGCGCCCUGGAGAGAGACCUGCAGCUGCUGCCAGGGGGGGACCUCACGGAGAUAGGCGAGAGGGGAGUGAACGUGAGUGGCGGGCAGAAGCAGCGCAUCAGCAUCGCGAGAGCGGUCUAUUCUGACGCCGAUGUGUUCUUCUUCGAUGAUCCGCUCUCCGCCCUCGACGCCCACGUCGCCAAGCAGGUGUACGACACGUGUGUGAGGACAGAGCUUGCCGGCCGCACGCGCAUCAUGGUCACAAACCAGCUGCACUUUCUGCCAGCCGUGGACUGGGUGGUGAUGGUGGAGGGGGGGCGCAUAGCAGAGCAGGGGCCGUAUGUGCAGCUGAAGGCGUCGGCACCCAAGUUCCAGAGGCUGCUGGAGAAGGCAGGCGCGCUGGAGGAGCACGGGGACGCGGAGGUGGGGGGGGAGGGAGGGGAAACAGCAGGGGACGCGGGCAGUGGUGGAGGUGAGACGAGCGCUGAAGCGGCAGCGGCAGCUGCAACAGCUGGCAGCAGCAGUAGUGGUGGUGGUGGUGGCAGUGACUCUGCUGCAGCAGCGAACGGCGAUUCUCGCAGCAGCAACCGGGCUGGGGAGAAGAGCGGAGCGGGGAAGGGGGAGAAAGGCGGGGCAGGGGGAACGACCCUAGUCCAAACAGAGGAUAAGGCGCAGGGGGUGGUGAGCGCGGCGGUGGUGUGGCGGUAUGUGAGGGCCAUGGGGGGGACGGGCGUGCUGGCGGUGCUCAUCUCGCUCUACGUGCUCGUGGAGGCCGCCAGGGUGCUGGCCAGCGUGUGGAUCAGCGUGUGGACGGGGAGUGUUUCUCAGGAGGAGGGUGGUGGGCAUGGGUCGCUGUAUUUCGUGGCGGGGUAUUCGCUCAUCUCGCUGGGCCAAGUGCUGCUCACCUUUGCCAACCAAUACUUCCUCGUGUUCUCCUCCCAGCGAGCGGCCCGUCGUCUGCACGAUGCCAUGCUGGCGGCCAUUCUCCGCGCCCCCAUGUCCUUCUUUCACACAAACCCCGUGGGUCGUCUUAUUAACCGCUUCACUAAAGAUACAGCCGACAUCGAUAAAAACCUCGCGCAGUACACGUCGCUGUGCCUGGGCGGCAUCUUCCAGCUGCUCUCCACCUUCGCCCUCAUCGGCGUUCUCAACACCGUCGCCCUCUGGGCCAUCGUGCCGCUGCUGCUGCUCUUCUAUAUCGUCUACCUCUACUUCCAAAACACCGCACGGGAAGUCAAGCGCUGGGACUCGGUGACGCGCUCUCCCGUCUACUCACAG
Molecule: messenger RNA, 4116 nt
Organism: Closterium sp. Naga37s-1
Lineage: Eukaryota; Viridiplantae; Streptophyta; Zygnematophyceae; Desmidiales; Closteriaceae
Source: the annotation of a GenBank genome assembly